Xenopus tropicalis (tropical clawed frog) is the source of this 1654-nucleotide messenger RNA. RefSeq lists its product as uncharacterized. NCBI's taxonomy places the organism in Eukaryota, Metazoa, Chordata, Amphibia, Anura, Pipidae. The record is from RefSeq and is a predicted model, not a curated record. The transcript is spliced from 8 exons. The coding region runs from base 87 to 818 and encodes 243 amino acids.
CAGACUCCCGCACACACCGCUGCCCGCGGCGCCCCCGCUACAUAAGUUGUUUCCCGGGUCGCACUGUCGCGAUAUGCUGCUGCGCGAUGUAUGAGGCUGCGCUUCAACCUUUCCUGCCAGACAAGCCCGGUACCUGCCCGGUGGGUAUGAACGGAUCCGCAAGCUAUAAGGCUGCUCCUGCCCCCCAGCAGCCGAACUCCCUUAGUACUGGCAAUGGGCACCUGGAAACGCCUGGUAACCAAGGGCAGCGCUCAGGGUGGCAGCGGAUACGGCAGCGGAUAUGGCAGUGGAUACAGAAGAACUCCCUUAGUACUGGCAAUGGGCACCUGGAAACGCCUGGUAACCAAGGGCCGCGCUCAGGGUGGCAGCGGAUAUGGCAUUGGAUACAGAAGAAACGGUGGCUGAUUAUGGCAGCGCUCAUUGCCAUUGGCAUCACUAUGGCUCUUGUUUUCCUCAUCCUUCCUGCCACAAAAACAGGUGACCCAGGUAAUAACCCGGAUAAUCAAGAGAAAGGUUCUACUGACAUGGGGGGGGCCCUGAUCUGGCAGAACUGCAACGGAACCAAACUGAACAUCUCGACUGAGGAGGCCCCAUGGGAAGAUGCCAAUACCAACUGUGCAAUGAAUGGGGGGCAACUACUAGCCAAGUCCAGCACCAAGAACAUUAGCGGCUGCAUAAACAUGGAUGAAGAUUUCUGGAUCCAGCAGGAGGGCCCCCACCCAAAUGGGUGUGAACCUUAUAACCCGAAGCGGCAAAAUCUAAGUUUAAAGUGUGACACGUGGAGGAGAUACAUCUGUGGGCUGAAGCAGAAGUCCUGAUUAAAUGGCAGCGCAUUGAUCCUGGCACUACAUCCAUUGCCUUUAGGAAAGAAAGAGGGGAAGGAAUGUUUCCUCUAAUAAAGCAGAGGUUUUAUCUCAGGAUUUUAAAGCAGCGUCACCCAGUUGGCAAUGGAGUCACAUGAGGCAGGGUCCAAAAGGGGUGCUGUCAGCAAGAGUGGGGUGUAUAAACCUCCCAAAUCUCUGAUCCGUGCAGUUCUGCUCCAGGGAGGAGAUGGAACAGGGACCCCUGCAAAGAACAUCACUGAAGCACAAUCUCCGUGUCUGAUAAAUCAGUAACAGCAAGGAAAUAAACUGGAAACUGGAACACUACUUCCUGCUUUCAGCUCUCUAAGCUGGGACAUAACUGUCAGUUAGUUGCUUUUGAAUCUGACCUGAGUGCUCACAAACUGACAGUUAGGUCCCAUGUGGCUCCCCCUUAAGUCACUGACUAACUAACAGCUUAGAGAGCUGAAAGCAGGAAGUAGUGUUCUGGCUAUUAUGUUAGACAUCUGCCCACUCCAGCCUUUAUAGAUGACAUUUUUACCUAACCAACUAUAUUGAAAACAUUUUUUAUUUUGCGCAGUCUGUCUGUUUUACCCAGUUUCAUUUUUACACUGAACUGUUCUUUUAAUGUUCUUUCUGCCAAUUUAGACACUUGGUUGGGCAGGGCACCCUGUGGGUCCAAUUGACUAGGCACAACCAAUAUGUUGGUUAUGGGGUCAAUUAUUGGGAGUCCAAGGCCCGUAGCUCUGGAUCUUGAGAAAGGGGCAAGAGGAAGCAUGAAAUGUUGCUGCCUGGUCUUUAACCUAAAUAAAACACUUUUUCAUCUUUGCAAA